This is a messenger RNA of Heteronotia binoei (common prickly gecko), 1384 nucleotides long. RefSeq names its product 5'-nucleotidase, cytosolic IB (gene NT5C1B). The record is from RefSeq and is a predicted model, not a curated record. Gene Ontology annotation, biological process: nucleotide metabolic process; adenosine metabolic process. Gene Ontology annotation, molecular function: nucleotide binding; 5'-nucleotidase activity; magnesium ion binding. The coding region runs from base 102 to 1220 and encodes 372 amino acids. Gene Ontology annotation, cellular component: cytoplasm; cytosol. The transcript is spliced from 6 exons. NCBI's taxonomy places the organism in Eukaryota, Metazoa, Chordata, Lepidosauria, Squamata, Gekkonidae.
GCCCGGCACCCCGCUGACCUUCCUUCCCCGCGCCCUUUUGUCUGCCCGGGCAGUACCGACCCUCCGCCCUGCGUGGCCUGUCUCCGCCGGCGCCCAAGAACAUGAGCGAAGCGGACCCCGAGCAUCCGUCCUCGCCCUCCACCAAGCGGGGGCUUUCCGCGGAGGAGAUCGCCGGAGCCGAGAAGGACUGGCAAGAGGCCAAGGCUUACUACGCGGUCUACACCACCACCAAGAGACCCCUCCCCCCCAAGCCCCUAAAUGCCAUCACCAUUGCGGUAUCCUCCCGGGUUCUCUUCGACAUGGUGGAAGAGAGGAAGAUCUACGAGGAACAAGGCGUGGAGAAGUACGUGGAGUAUCAACAGGCGAAUGAGCAGAUAACGCUGAAGCCUGGGCCGGCGUUUUCCUUUGUGAAGGCAUUGGAGCAUGUAAAUGCCCGACUCCGUGAGCUUUACCCACAGGACGAAGACCUGUUUGAUAUUGUGCUCAUGACGAAUAACCAUGCCCAAGUAGGCGUGAGGCUUAUCAACAGCAUUAACCAUUAUGGUCUGUUGAUUGAACGGUUCUGUAUGACUGGAGGGAAGACUCCAGUUGGCUACCUGAAGGCAUACCUCACGAAUCUUUACCUUUCUGCUGACUCUGAAAAAGUUCAAGAAGCCAUUGAAGCAGGAAUUGCUGCUGCCACAUUGUUUACAGGGAAUAAAAAUGUCCCUCAUGACGAUAAGCAGCUCCGAGUAGCCUUUGAUGGGGAUGCAGUUCUGUUUUCCGAUGAGUCUGAAAUCAUUGUGAAAGAGCAUGGCCUGGACAGGUUUUUUGAGCAUGAGAAGAUAAAUGAGAACAAGCCUCUGGCACAGGGUCCUUUGAAAGGUUUCCUGGAAGACCUGGGAAAGCUACAAAAGAAGUUCCAUGCAAAGAAUGAGCGCUUAGAUUCCCCAAUCAGGACUUAUCUGGUGACAGCCAGAAGUGCUGCCAGUUCUGGAGCAAGAGUACUCAAGACCCUUCGCAGCUGGGGGGUGCAGGUUGAUGAAGCCCUCUUCCUCGCUGGGGCACCCAAGGGCCCAGUCCUGGCAAAAAUCAGACCACACAUUUUCUUUGACGAUCAGAUGUUCCACAUAGAGGGAGCACGGCAGUUGGGUACUAUCGCUGCACAUGUGCCAUAUGGCAUUGGGCAGAAGUACCACAAAUCCAAACUCAAAGACAAAGAUAAUGCUGCCAAAAAAUAGCUGUCUUCUACUUUAACUUCCAGUUAAGUCCGAAUUUUUUAUAUACCCAGACUGCAGAAACCUUAUGUUGUGAAAGCAUCAUCCCAGUGUCUUGAUACAUUUCUAGAUUUUUUAAAAACUCUAGACUUUUUUGAAACAAUAAAAAUACAUUAUAAGCUCCUAAA